Ceutorhynchus assimilis (cabbage seed weevil) is the source of this 703-nucleotide messenger RNA. The record is from the annotation of a GenBank genome assembly. NCBI's taxonomy places the organism in Eukaryota, Metazoa, Arthropoda, Insecta, Coleoptera, Curculionidae.
UUCUAUUCUAUUAGGACCACGAAAUCUGAGGUUGGUACCAUCAUCAUAUAAACUUGACCCGUAUUAACAUAAAUUUUGGGUAGUCGCAAUUGAGUAGGGGAAAUAUUAAAUAACUAUAUAAACGUAAUUUUCUUCAUUGAUUUUAUUACAGUAGUUAGUGUGGUACCAAAAAAAAAAAAAAUGUUCGCCAAAAUCGUAGUAUUCUCCGGUCUUCUGGCCAUAGUUCUCAGUGCACCGGCCGAACCAGAACCCGUACCAAUUAUCUCGCAAAAUUCCGACAUCCAACCCGACGGCAGUUUCAAAUGGGACUUCGAAUCCGCCGACGGUACCAAACAAGAACAAAGCGGUGCAAUUAAAGCUGGUGCCGAACCCGACGAAACAGUUUCGGCAGUUGCAGGCUCCGUCAGCUGGACCGACCCAGAUGGCCAAAAGCACGAAUUGAAUUACGUUGCUGAUGAAAAUGGGUUCCAACCUCAAGGUGCUGAUGUUCCAGUAGCUCCAGAAAUUCCUGCUCAGAUUGCCAGGGCUCUGGAAUGGAUCGCCAAUCAUCCUGAACCAGAAGAACCUGCGAAGCAAUGAGUAGUUUUGAGUGAAUUAUUGUAAAAAAAAAAUAAUGAGGUAACUCGACUGUGUUUUUGUUUAUUGUCAUUAUUAUUAUUACUGCCAUUUUUACAUUUGUUUUUUAAAUAUAUUGCAUAAUUUU